Tachysurus fulvidraco (yellow catfish) is the source of this 3192-nucleotide messenger RNA. RefSeq names its product voltage-dependent calcium channel gamma-2 subunit. Gene Ontology annotation, biological process: regulation of AMPA receptor activity; transmission of nerve impulse; neurotransmitter receptor transport, postsynaptic endosome to lysosome. Bases 1486 to 2484 code for a protein of 332 amino acids. The transcript has 4 exons. The record is from RefSeq and is a predicted model, not a curated record. Gene Ontology annotation, cellular component: voltage-gated calcium channel complex; AMPA glutamate receptor complex; postsynaptic density membrane. NCBI's taxonomy places the organism in Eukaryota, Metazoa, Chordata, Actinopteri, Siluriformes, Bagridae. Gene Ontology annotation, molecular function: channel regulator activity; voltage-gated calcium channel activity.
GUAUCACAGUGUACCGAAAGAAGGCGAGAAGCGAAAAGCAGCCGCUGGAUUUUUUUUUUUGACGGUGUUCGUUAAGGGCUGCUAUUUAUUUAUUUAUUUAUUUAUUUAUUUAUUUAUUUAUUAUUUAUUUGUUCCUAUUUUAUUAAUUUAUUAUUUGCAUGAUUAAUUUCGGCGUUGUUAAUAUAUUUCUGUGUUAUUUUCGUACAUGGCGCGACAGUCGCGCGCGUUCGACGGUCACGGUUGUGCUGUAACGGAUUCGGUGAAGCGGGGCGGAGCGGCGCGCGGCGGCGGCGGCGGCUCGUGCUCUUCGGCCCGGCGGCUCCAGGGCGCCUGAUGCUCGCCUCCAAGGCUCGGAAUUCGUCUCCCUGUUUUCCUUCUUAUCCUCAUCCUCAAGACCGCUUUACGCGUCAAUGCUCGACGGAUUAAGCGACACUUAUGGAAACUGGGGACCAAAAUUUUAGAAAAAAGCUAAAUUAACACCGGUUUUUCAUUUUCCAAGCUGCUUUACUUGUUCAUUUUUGCUGGGCUCAUCAUGGCUCCUUGAUAUUUGCUUCUAAACGUAACACAGUCUGAUUUGGUUUGAUGUAUUUCUUAUAAAUCCAUCCAAGGACCUUUUUUUUGUUUGUUUGCUUGUUUUUUUUUUCUUUCUUUUUGCUUUCAUUUCAGGUCGGUGUUUGUGUAUUUUAUCGGGCUUCCUGUCAUUUCUCCAUCCCUGUCUCUCUCUUUCUCUCUCUCUCUCUGUCUUUUCUUAUGUUUAGAUAAAUAAUGGUUUAGAGUCACCAGAGAGACAGAGAAAGAUGAGUGAAUUCUUUCUAUUGCCUAUAACUAAUGAUAGGCAUCACGCAUAAGGAUUGAAAUAGCAUAAGCAUUUGGGUCGCAUAACCAUUCACCAGUCUGAGGUUAUAAGUGGUCUCAUCUGUUCCCCAUUUAAACCUAAAAUCUGUCAUUCCCAUUCCCACAAUCAGACUGGAAUGGACUGUAAUGCCAACUGUCACCUGAACAGAGGCAGGUGUAAGCUGGGAUACACGUGUCCGUAUUUGAAAGGAUCGGAUGCAUUGGAUUUUUCUUAAGCACUGACUUUUUUUUUUUUUUUUUUUUUUAAUAGUCUGGAUUAUUGCACCAGAUUUCCUUUUCCAUAAUAAUCAUCAAGUUACCAAAUAUUGUUAUGUUUUGUAUACAUCUUGACUUGACAUCUUCCACUUGAGUUGUGAGUUGGCCAUCAAAGUGCUUGUGAAGUAGGCAGACAGGCCAGAGACUCACCACUUUGUUGUCUUCCUACUUUGGUUGAAUUCAUCUCGGCCAUUGUCAGACUCAUCACCAGUGUGUAUUUCUUUUUCCACAACCUUCUUUCCCCCAUGUAGCCUAUAAUUCCACCUUUCCUAAGGUGCCUCAUUUUCUGCCUUGGUGUGGUCCGGUAAAUUUACAAAUAUUUAUUUCCUAUACGUCAAGAGGAAAGGGGGUUCCCCUUUCAUAGAAUGCGGCAACAUGGGUCUCUUUGACCGCGGGGUUCAGAUGUUGCUGACCACGGUGGGCGCCUUUGCCGCCUUCAGUCUCAUGACCAUCGCGGUCGGCACGGACUACUGGCUCUAUUCACGUGGAGUGUGCAAAAUAAAGACUAACAAUGAAAACGAGACCAGUAAGAAAAAUGAAGAGGUGAUGACACACUCCGGACUGUGGAGAACCUGCUGUUUAGAAGGGAAUUUUAAAGGGCUGUGUAAACAGAUCGAUCACUUUCCUGAAGACGCAGACUACGAAGCUGACGCGGGAGAGUACUUCCUUCGAGCGGUGAGAGCGUCCAGUAUAUUCCCCAUCCUUAGCGUGAUCCUACUCUUCAUGGGAGGUCUAUGUAUUGCGGCCAGUGAGUUCUACAAGUCCCGUCACAACAUCAUCCUCAGUGCAGGGAUCCUCUUUGUGUCUGCAGGCUUGAGCAACAUCAUUGGCAUGAUUGUCUACAUAUCAGCGAACGCGGGUGACCCCACUAAGAGCGACUCGAAAAAGAACAGCUACUCAUACGGCUGGAGCUUCUACUUUGGUGCUCUGUCCUUCAUAAUGGCCGAAAUGGUGGGUGUCCUGGCCGUGCACAUGUUUAUCGACCGGCAUCGUGAACUCCGAGCUGCCAACGCUCGGGCUGGAAGAGGCAUUGCCACUGGAAACGCAGACUACCUGCACGGCUCGGCCAUCACGCGCAUCCCCAGCUACCGCUACCGCUAUCGGCGUCGCUCACGCUCCUCCAGCCGCUCCACAGAACCCUCACAGUCACGUGACACCUCUCCGCUCGGCCUCAAAGGCUUUGGAGCUCUGCCAUCCACCGACAUCUCCAUGUACACUCUGAGCCGCGGCGGAGGAGAUACGCUGAAAGCCACCCCCCCAACCACCUACAACUCCGAGAGGGACCAUAACUUCCUGCAAGUCCACAACUGUAUCCAGAAAGACGGGAAGGACUCACACAGCAAUGCUGCCAACCGUCGCACUACUCCAGUAUGAGCACUACAGAGACCAAUACUGGCAGAGAGGAGAAGUGACUGAACAUGAGCCAGAAAAAGAGAGACAGGGAACAAAUAAAUGAGAGAAAGAAUGGAGAACCAGAACAUGAGGGGUAACAAGGACCGGGGAUACAAGAGCUCUCUGAGUUGUGAGCUAUUUACAACAAUGAAGAUGACUAUGAUGAGUUUCCAUGUUGAAAAAAAGUAAAAAAGUGAAAAAUGUCCAAAAAAAGAGAUAAAGAAAAUGCAUGAUUUUCCCAUCUACCGUAAUUUAACGAGUUUUAAACCAUGUUUCAAGUAUUGGGGAGAACGAGAGAAUGAGAGAAAAAGAAAGACAGACAGAGACAUAGACAGGUGAAAUAGAGGGAGGAUAUAGUAGACGAUGAGCAUCGUGAGUUUUAAAAGGUUUCUAUUUUUUCAACUCUCUUCUCGGGUCUCCAGGGCGACCUGUGACUCCGUCCCCUCCUCCCCACCCACCUCCCUCUUUACUUCCUGUAUGUAUCCAUGUCAUUCUUUUGCGCAUUAAUACUGUGAAGCGUUGUGGCCAAGGUGUCCCCAGGGCAAAAAAAAAAGACAAACCUGUAUCCUGGCCACAACUUAUAAGUUAAUAUAUGUAUUAAUUAUAUAUGCAUAUAUAAAUAUAUAUGUUAAUAAACCACAGAUAGACUUCCCUGACGCAAGAGAAGGACGAAAAAAAUGACAAAAAAUG